UCUACAUUGAUAAACCUUUUGGUUUGGAGGACUUAGCUGGGACUUAUGUGCCUGCUAUCGGCGACUUACCUACUAUGGGAUCUGUUUGGACACGGCGAGAGUUUGCGCAUACUCAGGUUAGGGGAUGCUACCCGUCCUUCAUGGCGCAGUUUGAUAGUUUGCACGAGGAUCAAGUUAUUUGGGAGCCAUACUCGCCUCAGGCUAUAUCAUCGAGGUACCCAGUUGGGAUUUCUGGAUUGUGCACUAGAGAUCGGCACUUUUGGAUGACCAAGGCCAAGUUGGUGUUCGACGUGACGGUUGAGGAGAUGUCUCUUCAUAGGGUGAUGAGACAGUUCGGUCUAUAUCAAGAGCCUGCGAUUCCAGAUAUUCCACACUUGCCAGACCACGUGCACAAGGACAGUCGCCUAGGAGGAAACAAGUCCAUGACUUAUUGGCUUGAGAGCAUUACCCCUUACGUUGACGAAUGGACUACCGCUGCGACAAAUAUCUAG
Messenger RNA from Triticum aestivum (bread wheat), 491 nucleotides. RefSeq names its product serine/threonine-protein phosphatase 7 long form homolog. The coding region runs from base 75 to 491 and encodes 138 amino acids. The record is from RefSeq and is a predicted model, not a curated record. The transcript is spliced from 3 exons. Gene Ontology annotation, biological process: meristem maintenance; meristem development. Lineage: Eukaryota; Viridiplantae; Streptophyta; Magnoliopsida; Poales; Poaceae.